This is a messenger RNA of Saccostrea echinata, 2327 nucleotides long. RefSeq names its product innexin unc-9-like. The coding region runs from base 148 to 1374 and encodes 408 amino acids. NCBI's taxonomy places the organism in Eukaryota, Metazoa, Mollusca, Bivalvia, Ostreida, Ostreidae. The record is from RefSeq and is a predicted model, not a curated record. The transcript is spliced from 2 exons.
CGGUGGCCCUUCUCUCUUUUGGCCGACCAGUGAACCGUAACGUCGACGAACAGACACGAAAGUUUUACAGGUUUUACUUCGGAACACACUUUCGGACAGGGGAAACAAGAUACCAAAUAUACAGAGGAGUUUUGACACAUAAAAAGAAUGUCUGAAUUACUGGGACACGUCCCAAACUUUCGGAAGCUUCGUGGAAAGCCGAAUGAUGAUGGCCUGGACCGUAUGAGUCACGUGGUCACAGUCGUCCUCCUCAUAAUUUUUACCGUUGCCAUUAGCUCAGGUCAGUUCUUCAAAGACCCGAUAGUAUGCUGGAAUCCUGCAGAAUUCAAAGACCAUAUGGAGUCGUAUACAAAAUGGAACUGUUGGGUGAAAAACACCUACUAUGUUCCAAUGACAGAGGAAAUUCCAGUCAACAUCGACCAGCGACAGUCGGCAGAACUAACGUAUUAUCAAUGGGUGCCAAUUAUUUUACUUUUCAUGGCAUUUUUAUUUAAACUUCCUAACAUGGUCUGGAGAAUUUUCAAUGGCGGAUCAGGCUUGAACAUGGAUAAAUGCGUCUACUUCGCAGAAAAGGCACAGUAUGACAACCCAGAUGACAGACAGAAAGAUCUGUAUGCUCUUGCAAGAUUCAUGGAUAAAUGGCUGGAUACCAACAAAGAGUACAAAUGGAACGUUUUCGUCCGCACCAAGCAUCAGGCUUCUCGAUUCAUCUGUUUCUUCUGCAACAAACGCGCCGGAAGAUACCUCACGGCCAUGUAUCUGUUUGUCAAAGUCUUGUACGUCGUAAACGCCAUUGGACAACUGUUUUUACUGAACGCAUUCCUCGCCACUUCAUAUAACUUUUACGGAUUCGAAUUUUUGGAAAACAUGGGGCAGAGUGGUCCAUGGAGAGAGAGCCCAAGGUUUCCUCGCGUCACCCUAUGUGAUAUUCGCAUUCGCCAACUUCAGAACCUGCAGCGCUUCACAGUACAAUGCGUUCUUCCUAUCAACCUCUUCAACGAGAAAAUCUUCAUUUUUAUUUGGUUCUGGUUAAUUUUUAUUGCAUGCAUUGCCACCUUUAACCUUUUGAACUGGAUCUACCUUAUCAUGUUCACCAGGAAUAAGGUAGCUUACAUCAAGAAGUUUUUGAAGAUAAACAACGAACUGCAUACGAACUUUGACAAGAAACUGGCAGCGAAAUUCGCAGAGAGUUAUCUUCGGGAUGAUGGCGUCUUCCUUCUUCGAAUCAUCGCUAGAAAUACCACCGAUCUUGUCGUCACAGAUCUUGUCAAAGAGUUGUGGGGUAUCUUCAAAGAUAAACAAAAUACAAAGAAGAACAGAGAACUGGAACCAGAAAGCAGUAUGCUGGACGAGGCCAAAGAACCACUCACGUGAUAGCUAGUAGACUAGAUUUUUUCCCCCAAGCAAUUCAUGUGAUGUCUCGAUUGUCGAGACCUCUAGCCUUUCGAGUUUCGCCAUUUUUAGAGUCGUUUUAUGUCAGAAUGUUAGUUAGUUCUCAGGCCAAUCUUAAAGUCACCCGUCAGACUUGGUGCUUUUUUCAACUUCCAUAGAUACAUAGUCAAUAUGUUUAAAAAUUCUGUAUGAUGGUUGUUGUACUAAUACAUGUAAUUAAUAAUUAUAUGCAGUGUAAACUUUUUAGAUAACGAAACAACGCAUUACAAAAUCUAGUCUCAAUUAAGGAUUAUUAUCUGGGUAAUGGUAUUUAGCAGUGUCACUGACACACCUAAAACAAUGCAUAUUAACAGAGCCGGAGUAAAAGCUCGGAAGUUGCUUGUGAGAUCUGGGUUGUGAGAUUCAGCAUUUUAAUGUAGUCUUAUUUUAUGAUAUUUAGCCUUCAGUUUCUGAAAGGUUCAACAACGAAUCCUUUGUCUUCCUCUGUAUAGAAAAUGCUAUAAUAUCUAUGUAUAAAACACUGUAGCUAGUUUUGUAAAUAAUGCAUCCAUCAAAUAAAAGAUAUUUUAUUUAGUAUGAAACGAUUUUAUGUUGUGUAAACGGAUUAUAUUUUCCUCCAAAUGUAACCACAUCCCCAUUUUUUGUUGUUUUUCUUUGCUUCUGUAUUAAGAAUGUGAUCUCAUCUAAAUGACACGCAAUGUUCGGUAUAUUUUAUUUUUUGUCAUUUGUUCAUCUUGUCUUCAUGGCAUUAGCUUGCAUUUGAUUUUUUUGAUGUCAUCCAUGUCAUUGAGAUGUUUUAAUUCUUGUUGAAACUGUUUUAUUAGAGAGGCAUUCCUUUUAUAGAAAAUCAAGGUUUAUGCUUAUUUUUGUAAUACAGAAUUUAAAAAAAAAUACUUUGUUCAGCGAUGCGAAUAAAUAAUAAAAAAGUAAAUUAA